CUCGUUUUCGUAUUAUGAAGACUGUAACUCAAAGGAUCACAAACUCCCGAGUCCCUCUCCUUGGGUAUCUGCAUGUUCCUCCCCAAUACAUCCGCCUCUUCCAAGGCCAUGGAAAUAGCAAUCCCUCAGAAUCCUCCAACUUUCCCCUUCUACCUCCCUCAACACAAAGGAACACUCCCCGCCAUAAAAGCACCCACCCCUACAGCAUCACCUUACUUCACCUCAUUCAUGACUCACCUGCGUCUGACUGGGCACCUAGUUAGGCGAACAGGCUCAUAGUAUUACAAGCCAGCCAUAGCUGUGGACUAAGGGAACUGGCAGGCUGAGAGGAACAUGAUUGGAAGAGUCGUUCUUGGCUGCUUGAAGAGAGAUGAUCGAUU
Parathielavia appendiculata is the source of this 380-nucleotide messenger RNA. RefSeq lists its product as uncharacterized. The transcript has a single exon. The record is from RefSeq and is a predicted model, not a curated record. Bases 73 to 279 code for a protein of 68 amino acids. NCBI's taxonomy places the organism in Eukaryota, Fungi, Ascomycota, Sordariomycetes, Sordariales, Chaetomiaceae.